Lineus longissimus is the source of this 1171-nucleotide messenger RNA. Its product is annotated as PR domain zinc finger protein 1-like. Gene Ontology annotation, molecular function: protein binding. NCBI's taxonomy places the organism in Eukaryota, Metazoa, Nemertea, Pilidiophora, Heteronemertea, Lineidae. The transcript has 8 exons. The record is from RefSeq and is a predicted model, not a curated record. The coding region runs from base 1 to 1056 and encodes 351 amino acids.
AUGUUAAUUCGAUGGAUCUUCUCGUCACUUCUGCUAGGCGUUAUUGGGCUGCUGAACUAUGCUUCAGCCAACCAGGAAAGGCAUAGUCUACGCUCUACUAUGUGUGAAGAUUGCCAGAAAGAACAUGCCAAUGAUUAUCCCGCGGAUGAUGAGCCCCUGGUGAUCAUCAAAGAUAGCGAGGUGCCACUCAGUGAACAUGGCACCGAAAACUAUGCAAGGUUAACAACACCAGAGGGUCUGCUCGUACUCGGGUCCACUAUCCCGGGGGCCGGGCUCGGCGUAUUCUCAAAGGAAUUCAUCGCUGACGGUGUCAUGUUUGGCCCAUAUCGGGGUGAGAUCGAGUGGGACAGGGACGGUAAUCCGCAUAGACAAGUUGGAUAUGCUUGGACGAUUUUUAAUGAGAACAAGACUGUCCAUUAUGUUGAGUCUAGAAAUCCAGCCAAGUCGAAUUACCUGCGGUACGUUAAUUGUGCCAGAAGUUAUGAGGAACAAAAUAUGGAUGGGCAUCAAAUGGAUGGGGACAUUUACUACGUAACCAUCAGAGCUGUGUAUCCAGGGGAAGAGCUACUUGUAUAUUAUGGAGACCAGUAUGCACGCGUUUUGGGUAUAGAAAUGGAGAAAAAAAGAUUACCAGAGAAUCCCUUGAUUUUGUUCGAUAAUGAGUACACUGUUACAGUAGAAACUGGUAAUGAAUAUGGAGAUGGGACGGAUGCAACGGUGUACGUCACAGCCGAGGGGGAAUAUGGCUUCAUCAGUUACACCCUCAUGGACGAAGACGGGACGAAAUUUGAAAGGGGAAACAUUGACCAAUUUGAAUUCAGUAUGCAAACAAAUGUUGGUAAAAUACAUAGUAUAAGAGUUGGUCAUGACAACAAUGGUGGCAGAGGAUGGUAUCUCGUCAAGCUAACCAUGACCGGGAACAUCACCAAACAAAUGCUGGUGUUCCACUGUGACUGCUGGCUGGAUGAUGUCAGCGGGGCUGAGGUUUUAAAGGCGGAAAGUGUCCUCGACUACAUUUUAAAACUUGGGCUCCAGACUGAUGACGAUCAGCGGUGACCUGCUAAUUUGAACAAAGUCACUUACUUAUACACGUACUUACUUAAGCCUCUUCGGAGCCAUAUUGGCGCAUAAGGCAUCCACUUGAGCUCGCCAUCUCCCUCUAAGCGAUGUC